Messenger RNA from Astyanax mexicanus (Mexican tetra), 4084 nucleotides. It is a transcript of the gene nampt1, whose product is annotated as nicotinamide phosphoribosyltransferase 1. The transcript has 11 exons. NCBI's taxonomy places the organism in Eukaryota, Metazoa, Chordata, Actinopteri, Characiformes, Acestrorhamphidae. Gene Ontology annotation, biological process: NAD+ biosynthetic process. The record is from RefSeq and is a predicted model, not a curated record. Gene Ontology annotation, molecular function: nicotinamide phosphoribosyltransferase activity. The coding region runs from base 102 to 1571 and encodes 489 amino acids.
AGAGAGAGAGAGAGAGAGAGAAGGAUAGAGUGAGAAAGAGAGAGAGAGAGAGAGAGAGAACAACGGCGGUGGAGGAGGUGGAGGUUGAGUCUGAAGGGAAGAUGGAGAACAGAGACGAUAACUUCAACAUUUUAUUAGCUACGGACUCCUAUAAGGUCACACACUAUAAGCAGUAUCCUCCGAACACGAGUAAAGUAUACUCGUACUUCGAGUGUCGCGAGAAGAAGACAGAUCCUACCAAGACCCGGAAAGUUAAAUAUGAGAAGACUGUUUUCUACGGCCUGCAGUACAUUCUUCAGAAGUAUCUAAAAGGGAAGGUCGUGACCCCUGACAAGAUCCAGGAGGCGAAGGAGGUUUAUCGAGAACACUUUCAGGAUGAUGUGUUUAAUGAGAAAGGCUGGAACUACAUCCUCGAGAAAUACGACGGUCACCUGCCCAUAGAGAUCAAGGCCGUGCCGGAGGGAAGUGUGAUUCCUCGUGGAAAUGUUCUGUUCACUGUGGAGAGCACGGAUCCGGAGUGCUACUGGCUCACUAACUGGGUGGAGACUAUCCUGGUGCAGAUCUGGUACCCGAUCACCGUGGCGACGAAUUCCCGAGAGCAGAAGAAGAUUUUGGCUAAAUAUCUGCUGGAAACGUCUGGAAACCUGGAGGGACUGGAAUAUAAACUCCACGACUUCGGAUACAGAGGAGUUUCAUCACAGGAGACGGCUGGAAUCGGAGCUUCAGCACAUUUAGUAAACUUUAAAGGAACCGACACCGUCGCCGGAAUCGGAGUGAUUAAGAAAUACUACGGAACGAAAGAUCCGGUGCCGGGUUUUUCUGUACCGGCUGCAGAACACAGUACGAUCACUGCCUGGGGGAAGGACCACGAGAAGGACGCCUUCGAGCACAUCAUAAAGCAGUUCCCCUCCGUCCCCGUCUCCAUCGUCAGCGACAGCUACGACAUCUACAACGCCUGUGAGAAGAUCUGGGGGGAGGAUCUGCGGGCGCUGGUGGAGAUGAGGAGUCCGGACGCUCCGCUGGUGGUUCGACCGGACUCUGGAAACCCUCUAGACACCGUGCUGAAGGUUUUGGAGAUUUUGGGGAAGAAGUUUGCGCCGGUGGAGAACUCUAAGGGCUAUAAAGUUCUCCCCCCGUAUAUCCGGGUGAUUCAGGGCGACGGCGUGGAUAUCAACACUCUACAGGAGAUAGUGGAGGGGAUGAAGCAGCACAGGUGGAGCAUCGAGAACAUCACGUUUGGGUCGGGAGGUGCUCUCCUGCAGAAACUCACCCGGGAUCUCCUCAACUGCUCCUUUAAAUGCAGCUACGUGGUGACGAACGGACUCGGGGUAAACGUGUUUAAAGAUCCUGUAGCAGAUCCUAAUAAACGAUCGAAGAAGGGACGUCUGUCUCUCCACAGGACACAGAGCGGACACUUCGUCACUCUGGAGGAGGGGAAGGGUGAGAUGGAGGAGUACGGAGUGGAUCUGCUUCACACAGUCUUCCGUGACGGAGAGAUCGUGAAAAAGUACACGUUCGACGAGGUCAGGGACAAUGCCCGGCUCAGCGAAGUGGAGGAUCUUCUUCAUUAAACUCCUCCUUCUUCUCCUCCUCCUCCUCUUCCUCCCCUCAUCCUCCUUUCCUCUUCAAACACCUGGGUGGAGCUGGAGACCUUUACACCACCUACAACCCCGAGCACUGACCAGAGAGAGAGAACGAGAGAUAGAUAGAUAAAAAGAGAGAGAAAGAUAAAGAAAGAGAGAUAAACCCUCACUGCACCUUUAUUCUGUUCUGUGUACAGAGCUGUUGUAUGUUUCAGUUUUGCAGAAUCUAUAAAGCUUCGAUGUCUCUUUAAAAUGUUGGCGUAUUUGACCAAGAGUCGCCCUCUGAUCACGAGAUCUUCGAGAGAAAGAGAGAGAGAGAGAAAGAGAGAGAGGGUACCACUAUAAAAUAAGACUACCUUUAUAAAGGGUUUAUAAAUGGUUUACAGUUAGUUAAUUAAUGGUUACUAAUUAGGUUGUAAAUGCCUCAAAAAUCAUUAAUAAUCAGUUAUUACACAUACGUAGAUUUUUGGAUACAAUCCGGGUAAGCACCCGAACAUCCCUUUCAGACAGCUUCCUCUUACAGCGUCCACAGUUAAUCCUGUUGGAUGUGUUGGUCCUUCUUGGUGGUAUGCUGACAUCACCCUGGAUACCGUGGCUCUUGAUGCAUCACAAAGACUUGCUGUCUUGGUCACAGAUGCUCCAGCAAGACGUGCACCAACAAUUUGUCCUCUUUUGAACUCUGGUAUGUCUCCCAUAAUGUUGUGUGCAUUGUAAUAUUUAGAGCAGAACUGUGCUCUUACCCUGCUAACUGAACCUUCACACUCUGCUCUUACUGGUGCAAUGUGCAAUUAAUGAAGAUUGAACACCAGGCUGCUCCAAUUUAGCCAUCAAACCUAAAAUCCCACACUAAAAUGAUGACAGGUGUUUCAGUUUCGUUGUUUAACCCCUGUGUAUUGUUGCCCUUUCUACGUAUGUGUUAUAACUGAUUAUUAAUGAUUAUUAAAGUUAUUAACCAUUAGUAAACUAAUUGUUAACCAUUUAUAAACCCUUUAUAAAGGUAGUCUUAUUUUAAACUGGUAUCAAAGAGAGAAAGAGAGAGAGAGCGAGAGAUCUUCUGUGUGUAAAAUGUAUAAACCAAAAGAAGGUGCAGGCAUUUCUUUCUUUUCUUUCCUGUAGGAAUGAGAGCUAAUCGUUAAAUGUUGUGGAAUGUGAUUUUGUCGUGUGUUCAGACUGUUUUCUCCUUGAUUUCUGAGGAUUAUAUUACUGUAUUCCUUUAUGCAAAUCGCGACGGCUGAUCUGAUGUGGGGGGAAGCACUUUUCCACUUUGUCGUUUGUCGUUGGCCUUUAUUUUAUUUUAUUUUAUUUUAUUUUAUUUUGUUUUGUAGGUUAAAGAGACCAUUUCCCUUCUGUAGAGGAAACAAUCUAUAAAUACUGUCGGAUCACGUCAGUACGUCAACUGGAAAAAACACAAAACUCAUCUUUUUUAGUACAAGUAUUUGAGUAUUCAAGUAUUUGAGUAUUCGGGCAUUCGAGCAUUUGAGUACUCGAGUAUUUGAAUAUUCGAGUAUUUGAGUAGUCAAGUAUUUGAGUAUUGGGGUAUUUGAAUAUUGGGGUAUUCGAAUAUUUGAGUAUUUGGGUAUUCGAGUAUUCGAGUAUUUGAGUAUUUGGGUAUUCGAGUAUUUGUGUAUUCGAGUAUAUGUCACUAGCCUCUGUUUUCUAUGAUUUAGAGAACAAAUAAAAGCGUCUGUUUUAUUAUUAUGAUUAUGAUUAUUAUUACUGUGUAUCAGGAAUCAUUUUAGAAGAGCUUGGUUUUAAUAUUUUGUAUACUCACUGUUAAGCUUCAGUCUCUCCAAAGUCAUUAUUUUUUAUGACAGAGUUACACAUCGCCAGAACUCUCACGGUAAAUAUCCAUAGAAUAAUUAAAUAAAUGAAUAAAUAAAUAAAACAACAGUGGCCAAACGCUCCCGUCUCUCUUGUAAAUAAGGUUUAAUUGUUUAAAGUUUAAAGAGAGCUGGUUGAUUAGUGGGAAUAGAGAUGUAUUAUUCUUAUUUUUGUCUAAAGCCCAUUUUAUACCAAACAAUCCAUCUGCUUCAUUAUUUUCAUUAUGACUGGAUUUAGCCUCUGGGAUGCGGAUGUGUGUGAGAUGUGUGAAAGUGUGUGUGUGUGUGUGUGUGUGUAUAAUAUGUGUGUGUGUUUUAAAAUUGGUCAAUUAUACCAAUCUGUUAUUUUUGAUUAUUGAUUAUUGAUUGAUGAUUUAUGUAAAUGUCUGACGGCCACUAAGGUUUCUUUGCUCCUCUGAUAAUUUAAAUGAACCAAGUAGUUCCAGUGUUUCAGCUGCAGCAUAUUAAACUCCCUCUCUGUCCUCGCCAAGAUCUAUUUAUUAUUAUUUCUUCUGUUUCUGGUGUUUAAAGUGUGUCAGGGGGGAAAAGAUGAAUGCAUUCCCUUUUAUAUCUGAUUCUCUCCAUAUCUGACGAGCAUUAAAUAAUCUGAUCACAUUAUACAGAGUUAGAUUGUGUUAGGAACAUUACUGAGACUUUCAAAUAAAAACUAGUUUCAUGGUG